This is a messenger RNA of Exophiala xenobiotica, 1074 nucleotides long. RefSeq lists its product as uncharacterized. NCBI's taxonomy places the organism in Eukaryota, Fungi, Ascomycota, Eurotiomycetes, Chaetothyriales, Herpotrichiellaceae. Gene Ontology annotation, molecular function: U1 snRNA binding. The record is from RefSeq and is a predicted model, not a curated record. Bases 101 to 859 code for a protein of 252 amino acids. The transcript is spliced from 2 exons. Gene Ontology annotation, cellular component: U1 snRNP. Gene Ontology annotation, biological process: mRNA splicing, via spliceosome.
CCAUACUUUCCGACAAACAUAAACCUCGGAAGGACGAAUCUGAAUGGCCUGUGAUACCCGGUAGCACUCCUUGUCCAACCUCCUGAACUCCAAGGCAGCCAUGGCUACCGCGAUGCAGAAUGCGCCCAGCUCAACCGUCUACGUGAAGAACCUCGAAGAGCGAAUCAAGGUCGACCAGCUCAAAGAAGCCCUGACGGAAAUCUUCUCCGAAUAUGGCAACAUCAUCGACCUCGUGGCCAAAAAGAACCUGAAAGCCAAAGGACAAGCGUUCGUCGUGUUCGAAAACCCUGACGAUGCGGCCAAAGCGAUAGAAGAAAUCAACGGAUUUGAACUUUUCGACAAGCCCAUGCAACUCGACUUCGCACGCACACGCUCCGACGCCACGGUGCUAAAGCAGGAAGGCGAGCCAGGCCUAGAAAAAUGGAAAAGAGCACGUCUAGCUGAGAAGGAGAGAAAACAAGCACUCGAAGCUACACAGCAAAAACUCAAGAGGCCGGCGCCUAUGACUGGUGCGGCUGAAGCGACAGGCUUGUCCGCCCGGCCAGCGAAGGCGGUGAAGGGCGCAGGACUCAAAUCGUCAGGGGCGAAUGCAGCGGCCAUCGUUCCGGACGAGUACCUGCCUCCGAACAAGAUAUUGUUCAUCAGGGAUCUGCCGGAUAGUUACGACGCGGAUGGGCUAUCGCGGAUAUUCAGUCGGUUUGAAGGGUUUAAGGAGGUCAGAAUGGUGCCUGGCAGAAAAGGCAUUGCGUUUGUCGAAUACGAGGCCGAGGCGGGUGCGAUCAGUGCGAAGGAGGCGACAGCGGGAAUGCAGCUUGGUGAUGAAGGCAAAGGAAUCAGGGUCACGUAUCAACGAGCAUGAGCGAAGAAUCAAAGGAGAAACGGUAUGGUCGUGGUAUUUUCAUUUCGACGGGCACGCUAAAACGGGGAAACGGACUUCAGGCUUGAUACCCAUGCAUUGAUAGCGGCUUGGUAGGAGUACAUCGCAAUGGCGUUGCUGGAAAACGGUCUGUAUAAUAUGAGCACGGAACGUCGUGCUGGAGCUUAAAAGAUGACAUCGUCGUCCUCGUGUUCGCC